Messenger RNA from Triticum aestivum (bread wheat), 1802 nucleotides. RefSeq lists its product as uncharacterized. The transcript has a single exon. Bases 921 to 1589 code for a protein of 222 amino acids. NCBI's taxonomy places the organism in Eukaryota, Viridiplantae, Streptophyta, Magnoliopsida, Poales, Poaceae. The record is from RefSeq and is a predicted model, not a curated record.
CAGGUCUUUUCUCCUUCUAAAAAACUCGAGUUUCACCGAGACGGAGUAGCCCUCCUCGGCGGCUAGGCUGGUGCGCGGCACAUCGAUCGCAGUCUGCUGCCCGCGCAGGCGCAGACUGGCGUACGGCACGCUGGUCCGUCAGACGGGACAUUCCCUCAACAGAAUGCACCGGGACGGAACGGCAAGGGAAAAGGUUGGGAAAGCGGAGCACCGUGUAUGCCACGGGAGUCGCUGCCCGUGCUUUAUUGCCGGAAUUCUCCGUGGUGGCAGUGGCAGUGGCAGAGACGUGCGCCACCACGCACGAACCCUUUUUUCCCUUUUCUUUUCCUGAUGAUAACGCUGUGCACUUAAUUGUGUGCACGGAAGCUUUUGGUCCAGAAACGCACAAGAUGGAGAUAGAGAUAGAGCGGCUGGUGGCGUACGGCGCUACUGCGACUAGAGCCGGCCGCACGACCAGCGGCCCUCCCGGUGCCACGCACGCCCGGCGAUCGCAGCGUGUGCGGCCGCCGCGUUGACAUCUCGACUGCGCGUUCCUCCUUCCGUGCGCAGCAGCCAGCAGCCGCUGCGUCGUCAUUUCCUGUAGCGGUAACGGCCUCGGUGGUGUACCGGCGGCGCGAACGAGACGCCCCCGACGCUCUGCCACCGCCGCUCACGGCGAGCCCGGCACGGCACGUCGACCGAGCCGAGCCCGCCCUGAUCGACGAAACAGGGGCGGGUCGGUGCGUGCCGAGUCCCCAGCCCCACCGAUCCGAUCGGCAAGUCCCGAGCAGGUUCGCUCCCCACAGACAUACCAGAUCCCGACGCCCCCACCACACCGCCCCACCCCCCCUCCCUGCCAAAACUCGCGCACCGCACCAGACGAGGCCGAAACGGGCGAAUUUUACCCGCCGGGCCGUGCCGGAGCGCGCCGCGAGCCCGCCAUGGCGGAGUGCCGCAGCCUCAUCGAGUUCCUGCGCGCCUUCGAGCACCACCGCAGGGCGGCCGACUCCUCAUGCGGCGCCCGAUCCAAGCGCCUGCCCCCCUCCUCCUCCGCCCCCUCCGGACGCACCCGCAACCUCACCGCGCUCUGCGACCACUCGCCGAUGGCCCUGGUGGACGCGCUCGUGCUGCUCGCCGUGCUCGCCGCGCUGGGCUUCCUCGUGGCCCCGCACGCCAGGCUCCUCCUCCUCGAGGCGCGCGCGCUGCUGCUCCACCCGGCGGCCUCCUGCGUCUCGGCCGCGCCGCUCGCGGGGGCCGCCGCGGCCGUGGCCGGCGCCGCGCUCGGCUGGGCGCUACUGGGCCAUCACGCGCGCAAGUGCGGCAAGCCGCGCUGCAGGGGCCUCAAGAAGGCCGUCGAGUUCGACAUCCAGCUCGAGACGGAGGAGUGCGUGCGCGGCCGCCCCACCCCCGCCGCGCGAUCGGCGCUGCUCGCCGCCGCGGGCGCGCGCCCCGUCGAUCUCGGCGACGCGCACCGCGAGCUCGAGGCCGAGCUCCGCAAGAUGGCGCCGCCCAAUGGCCGCACCGUGCUCAUCUUCCGCGCGCCCUGCGGAUGCCCCAAGGGCCGCAUGGAGGUCUGGGGCGCCAAGAAGGUGCGCCGGAUCAAGAAGUAGACAGACAAGAUGAAGGGUCAGAUAGUUCCUUCUUUACUAUAGUAAUAAACAGUAGCUGAAAUACAGGUUGCCUCCCUCCUUGGUAAUAAGUAUAGCGAGAGAGAAUAAAGAGAUCAUACAAAUAGUUAUAUCAAAGUAUCAGAUGAUAGACUAUAGAUCAUGUGUUGCCAUGCAGAUGAUGUUUGAACAUAAAUAUAUAUCGGUGCUUGUUCA